Messenger RNA from Mauremys reevesii (Reeves's turtle), 1194 nucleotides. Its product is annotated as syntaxin-binding protein 1-like. Gene Ontology annotation, cellular component: secretory granule; plasma membrane. Gene Ontology annotation, biological process: intracellular protein transport; neurotransmitter secretion; vesicle-mediated transport. The transcript is spliced from 12 exons. Gene Ontology annotation, molecular function: syntaxin-3 binding. The record is from RefSeq and is a predicted model, not a curated record. The coding region runs from base 1 to 1194 and encodes 397 amino acids. NCBI's taxonomy places the organism in Eukaryota, Metazoa, Chordata, Testudines, Geoemydidae.
AUGGCCAAUACGCACAAAGAUCCAAGAAUGGGUAAUGGUGGCCGGGAGAAUGAGGUGAAGCUGGCUCCAUCCGGGUUGAAGGCAGUGGUGCGUGAGAAGAUCUUCAGCGUUGUCUUUCGCAGCGUGAAGAAGGAAGGAGAAUGGAAGGUGCUGAUCAUGGACCACCCGAGCACGCGCAUCCUCUCGUCGUGCUGCAAGAUGUCCGACAUCGUGGACGAAGGCAUCACACCUGUGGAAGAUAUUGAUAAGUGCCGGGAGCCAAUCCCCAGCCUGGAGGCCAUCUACCUGCUCAGCCCUGUGGAGAAGUCGGUGCAGGCUCUGAUCAGUGACUUCCAGGGCACCCCCACCUUCAACUACAAGGCGGCUCACGUCUUCUUCAUCAGCCCCUGUCCUGAGCCUCUGGUCAAGAAGCUGAGGAAGUCACGGGUCACCAAGGCCAUCAAAACCCUCAAAGAGAUCAACGUGGCCUUCCUGCCCUACGAGAGCCAGGUGUACUCCCUGGACAGGCCACAGACCUUCCACAUCUGGUUCAACCCCUACCGCGCCUUGGAAAAGAACAAGGAGCAGGAAAUGUUGGCAGAGCAGAUUGCCAUGUUGUGUGAAACCCUGGAGGAGUAUCCAGCCAUCCGCUACCGGAAAGAACUCUGGUGCCUGUGGGGCGGGGGCUCCAUCCCCUGUAGCAUAGGACAGGGUACCCCCUACCUCCAAGGCAGUGCCUGGCUCCAGUCUGACCCCUCUCCCUGCUGCAGGAAGGUGACGGAGCUGCUGCACACCUUCUCUGAGAGCAAGAGGCUGACCACGGACAAGGCCAACAUCAAGGACCUGUCCCAGAUGCUGAAGAAGAUGCCCGAGUACCUGAAAGAGCUGAACAAGUACUCCACACACCUGAACCUGGCUGAGCACUGCAUGCGGCACUUCAAAGGAUCGGUGGAGAACCUGUGCAGCGUGGAGCAGGACCUGGCCAUGGGGACGGACAGGGAUGGGGAGAUGAUCGAGGACCCCAUGAAGAUCAUCAUGCCCGUCCUGCUGGACCCCAGCGUGCAGGCCUAUGACAAGAUCCGUGUCAUCCUGCUCUUCAUCUUCCUGAAGAACGGUAACACCACAGGCCUGCAGGGGGCAGCACUGGGGGGCCUGCUGCUGCAGGGGACGCCCCUGGAGGCAGUGCCCAGUCUGUGCAGCCAGGGGCGGCUCUAA